Oryzias melastigma (Indian medaka) is the source of this 1761-nucleotide messenger RNA. It is a transcript of the gene cep57l1, whose product is annotated as centrosomal protein 57, like 1. The record is from RefSeq and is a predicted model, not a curated record. The coding region runs from base 124 to 1611 and encodes 495 amino acids. The transcript has 11 exons. Gene Ontology annotation, molecular function: gamma-tubulin binding; microtubule binding; identical protein binding. Gene Ontology annotation, cellular component: centrosome. Lineage: Eukaryota; Metazoa; Chordata; Actinopteri; Beloniformes; Adrianichthyidae.
GGCGGAACCAUCGUCAUUGGGAAACGGAGGGAAAUUUAAACUAGUCGGACCGCUCUGCUUCAGUCUCCGCAGCGGCAAGUCGGGGUCGAUUAGCCAUUCACACGAAAUCCUCUUUUAACUUACAUGAACGGGCCGACCUUAUCAGCUAUAGACAACCACAAACUCGUCACAAACUUUAAAAUGAUGGAGGUACAGCUUGAUCAGAAUUUAGACUCCCCCUCCAAAAACAGCUACAUCGGCAGCUACUACCAGCCUCCUGAGAGGAUACUGUCAGUAUCAAGAGAGCUGCAGUUUCCUGCUCAUUCGCCCGUAAGCGCAGAUCAGACUGUCAGCCAUUCGUCUCAAACCACACGAAAUCUGGACAGCAAAGGUGUUGUCGAUGCACUGAAAACCCUUCAGGAGAAAAUCCGGCGUUUGGAACUGGAGAGAAAGCAAACAGAGAGGACCUACAUUCAGGUCUCCCAUGAUGCUCAGAGGCAACCAUCACAAACAGCAGCUAGCGUCCCAGGCACAGACUACUCCGCCAAAACUGAGUUGGAUUUAAAAUUGCAGUCCGCUGAAAGUCGUUGUAAAAUUCUUGAGAAGCAGCUGGAAUACAUGAGGAAAAUGGUUGAGAAUGCCAAGAAGGACAAAAGUGCUGUACUGGAAAAUCAGGCCUCGCUACAGAACCAACAAACAAGCAACUUAAAUAACCAAACUCAGCAGGACAAGCUGGAAAAACUUGAGUCCGAGUGUCUCAAACUGAGCAGAACCCAAACUCUGGCAGAGACAAAACUGGCUGUUCUGGAGCAGAAGCUUUUGCAAGAAGAGCACGAGCGCAAACUAAUCCAGGAAAAGGCAGAAGAGCUACAGAGGGAGUUUGACAUCAGUCUGCGACUGUCUGUUCCAGUAAGUGAAGAAACAAAGCCACAAAGGAAAACAAAGAAGGCAGUUACGAAACCAUCCAGCCAGCAUGAGCAGACAUCAUGCAGCCCCAGGCGAGCAAAAAUGCCUUUUGUUGCAGGAACAUCUACGAGUCCAAGCCAUUCGGUCCACGCCAACGUGCAAAGCAUCCUCCACAUGAUGAAGCACCACCAUCCUCAGCUGUGUGAACGAGCGAGCUCCCUGCAUAAGCCCCGACGUGGAGCCAAGAAAAGCCUCCAGAAGGACUUCUCUCCACCUCCAACCCCUUUGCCAAAAUCGGAUCGCUCUUCCACGGAUUUGUCUCUGAGCUCCCUGACAGACCUGCUCCUGACUCUUCAGGACGAGCUCGGGCAAAUGAGCUUUGAGCAUCAGGAGCUGGUUGGUCAAAUAGAAGCGAGCCAGAGUGCAGAACAGAAGCAGGAGCUGCACAGAGAUCUGGAGAAGCUGACGGCGAGGAUGGAAGAAAAAGAAGCUCAAAUCACAAAGCUGCGCAAGCACCAACAGCAGAUCCGUAAACUGACCCAAAGCCAGUCACAUGAUGAGGGCCACACGGUCAGGAAGCGUGUUGAGAUCAAGCCUCCUGCUCCCUCCACAGUUAAGGCUAAACAAACUGCAAAAAGCUCAACUCGAAACAACCUGCAGCUCCUCAGGGAGACGAAGAAGUUGAGAAGCAGCCUGAAGCAAGACGACAUCUCCUGGGAAACAUAAAGCUGGCACCGUCGAGCAGAACUUUGCUUUUUUUUUUUUUUUUACCAGUCUUUGAUGCUCACUCCGUUUCCUUACAGAUUUUAUUUUUGAACUUCCUGGAAGCCUUUAGUGUUUUUAAAUAAAUGAAAUAAAAUGAUUUAUUUGUUUUUC